This is a messenger RNA of Charadrius vociferus (killdeer), 2172 nucleotides long. It is a transcript of the gene SERAC1, whose product is annotated as serine active site containing 1. The transcript is spliced from 17 exons. The coding region runs from base 1 to 2031 and encodes 676 amino acids. The record is from RefSeq and is a predicted model, not a curated record. NCBI's taxonomy places the organism in Eukaryota, Metazoa, Chordata, Aves, Charadriiformes, Charadriidae.
AUGCAGAACUUGAUUGUUGUGGGUUGCCAAACCCAGUUUGUUUAUUACCUAACUUACAGAAUGUCAGUGUCCGCUUACUGUAUAUUUUGCUAUAGACAAAUAGGAACCUCUGGUCCAGCCACAAAAACACACCUACCCUGGAAUGAUAUCAGAAAAAUCGCAAAGGUAACUGGAUCACUUAUACUAGGAGGUUUUGUAUUCAUUACGUAUGAAGUCCUGUCGUUAAAGAAGUUACUGCAAAUCGAUACUCAAGCUAUACAUCAAGAAAAACUUAAAUCCCAUGUAUAUGUACGUACAGCUUCUCUAAAUCCAAGUGAAUAUCAAGGGAUCACAUACCAAGCCAGAAAAGAAAUCCAUAAAGCAGUGAGGAAAAUUCUAGAAACAGAAGCUAAAAUUUUCCGGAGACCUUUUAAUGAACAAUUCAGCACAUUUGAUGGAGAAGAUCAUGAAUGUGCCUUAUGGCUUCUUUUAAAGAGAAGUCAGUCAGAAGACAAAGAGGUCCGACUGCAGGCUGUACAAGACCUGGCAAACAACAGUCACUGGCAUGAUUAUCAGUAUGGUACAGUUGCCCAAACCUGUGAUCAAAGGACUGCUAUAGGUCUGGCUCGAUCCAAAGAUAUCGACCUUCGCUUCUUCCUGCCUCCACCACCAAUGCCAAAAAUAAAGAAUGAUUAUCCCAUAGAAGAUGAACUUCGCUUGUUGUUAGUAUCUUUACCUCAGACUGGUCUUGAUCCAUGUGUCCAGUACUUCACAUCUCUUGCUUUGCGUGAAAGUAGUCAGACUCUCGCUGCGCAAAGGGGAGGCUUAUGGUGUUUUGGAGGAAAUGGACUUCCAUAUUGUGAGACGUUGAGUAAAAUCCCUUCAGAGACAGUGGAACUCUUUUGCUUGCAAGCUUUAGUACAGCAUUCUAAGGUUUCUUCUCACUGUGAUAAAAUUGAAGCUAAAGGAGGCCUUCAGCUACUACAGAGGAUAUACCAGCUACGUAAAGAUUCAGCAAAAAUACAAAGGAACAUAAUUCGCAUUAUUGGAAAUAUGGCUUUGGAUGAACGUCUUCAUUCAUCCAUAGUACGUGCAGGUUGGGUUUCUGUACUUGCUGAAGUAAUGAAAUCCCCACAUGUCAUUCAGUCUUCUCAUGCAUCCAGAGCUUUGGCUAAUCUAGACAGGGACACAGUGGAAGAAAAGUAUCCAGACGGUGUUUAUGUCUUACAUCCACAAUAUCGUAGCAGUCAGCCCAUCAGAGCAGACAUCCUCUUUGUUCACGGUCUUUUGGGAGCAGCAUUUAAAACCUGGCGACAGCAAGACAUUGACCGGCAUUUGGAUAAAAAAGCUUCAGAAGGGGAAGAGGACUAUAGCCAGUGCUGGCCAAAGACAUGGCUUGCUUCAGACUGUCCUGCCCUUAGAAUCAUAUCUGUGGAAUACGACACCCAUUUGAGUGAUUGGAAAGCCAAAUGUCCUGUUGAGGCUCACAGGAAGUCUAUUGCUUACAGGAGCAAUGAGCUUCUUGACAAGCUCAGAGCUGCUGGGAUUGGAGACAGACCUUUGGUGUGGGUAUCACAUAGCAUGGGUGGUCUUCUAGUCAAAAAGAUGUUGGUGGAUGCUUCCAAGAAUCCAGAAAUGGAUAAAAUUGUAAACAACACCAGAGGAAUCAUAUUUUAUAGCGUACCUCACCAUGGUUCCCAGCUGGCUGAAUAUUCUAUAAAUGCCAGAUAUCUUCUCUUUCCGUCUGUGGAGGUUAAAGAACUCAGCAAGGAUUCUCCUGCCCUUAAAGAGCUGAAUGAUGACUUCCUGUCUUUUGCCAAAGAUAAGAAAUUUUCAGUGCUGAGUUUUGCAGAAACCUUACCAACACACAUAGGCAGUAUGAUAAAACUGCAUGUCGUACCUCUGGAAUCAGCAAAGUUGGGAAUUGGAGACCUUAUUCCAGUGGAUGUUAAUCAUCUAAAUAUUUGUAAGCCAAAGAAGAAGGAUGCUUUCCUGUACCAACGUACAUUGAAGUUCAUUCAGGAUGUUUUAGCCCAAGAACUUGGAGACUGAGUUUUUGCCAUCCUUGGCUGCUUAUUUCUUCUAUUUGGUGUAUCACAGUAAGUUCUUCUCCUAAUAUUUGUUAGGGAAACUGCAGAACUACAAAGAUCCUAUGUCAAUAGUAUCUGCUGCUAAAAUAAUUUUCAGUGCAUC